This is a messenger RNA of Echinostoma caproni, 348 nucleotides long. NCBI's taxonomy places the organism in Eukaryota, Metazoa, Platyhelminthes, Trematoda, Plagiorchiida, Echinostomatidae. The record is from the annotation of a GenBank genome assembly.
AUGGGAGUAGUGGAAGAUUUAAUUCCAUUGUGUGGUUCCAUUAACACCAAGGCGGCCCCGGUCCAACUUCCACCGGGGUACACGGAUGCGUCUAGUCAUGCAGCCGUUCCGGGCUCUGCGAAACUACCUCCAUACGAUAAGGUGAAACCAAUUUAUGUGGAUGUUGCCUACCUCCCAGGUGGCGGUAAUCCGCACUUGGUCGACGCCGAGUUUUUCAAGCGUGUACGGGCCAGGUAUUACGUAGCAACAGAUCCUCGUCCCGGUCCCGCAUUGAUGGAAGCACUAACCGUUGGCAAAGAAUCUUGGACAGGUGCGUGUCUUUUAGUUAUUCUUUUUCUAUCUUUAUAA